Messenger RNA from Cyanidioschyzon merolae strain 10D, 2526 nucleotides. Its product is annotated as ATP-binding cassette, sub-family G. Gene Ontology annotation, molecular function: ATP hydrolysis activity; ATP binding; ABC-type transporter activity. The record is from RefSeq and is a predicted model, not a curated record. The transcript has a single exon. Gene Ontology annotation, cellular component: membrane. NCBI's taxonomy places the organism in Eukaryota, Rhodophyta, Bangiophyceae, Cyanidiales, Cyanidiaceae. Bases 1 to 2526 code for a protein of 841 amino acids.
AUGGCGGAUACAUCAGAUAACAUCGGAAGAGAAGCUUCAAUUUCGUUGCAUCAGGGCAUUCAGACAAGAGAGGGCGCCCAAGAGCUGCCUUUUUCAGCGGAAGACUUGCUUCAAGGACGUACAAGGGGCACUAGCCCCGGCACUGGGUCGCUGGAGAGCAAUUCACCCGACGUGACGCCGGACGACGCGGACGACAAAAAGGACCGUAACCACGCGAAACUUUUCACGGGUGCAUCCACAAGGACGCAACUGAGGCUAGCUCGUUGCCGCAAGGCAAUUAGUUUGGAGUUUCACAACAUCCACUACAAGGUUCCUCUCCGGCGACCGCCGCCGCCACGGAGCCGUUGGGAGCGCUACGUCACCCGGCCGUUGCGUUCCUUCUUGCCCGCAUCCAUCUCCGAGCGUACGUACGGAAGCGUUGAGCUUCUGCACGGCAUCAGCGGCAUCGUUCGACCCGGAGAAUUUUGCGCUAUUCUGGGCGGCUCGGGGGCAGGGAAAACCACGCUGUUGAACGCUCUCGCCGGUCGAUCGGCGGUACCCAUAUCGGAAGGCUCGAUCCUGUUUAAUGGGAGACCGCGAACCCAUGCGACGAGACGCCUUAUCGGCUAUGUCAUGCAGGACGACAUUUUCUUCAGCAAUCUGACUGUUGGACAGACGCUCCAGUUCACGGCCGACAUCCGGUUGCCACGAACCAUGUCUGCCCAGGAGAAGCGGGAACGCGUCGAUGAGGUGCUGCAGUUCCUUAAUUUAUCAAAGGCAAAAGACACGAUCAUUGGUGACCAGCAGUUCCGCAAAGGCAUCAGCGGUGGUGAGCGGAAGCGAACCAAUAUUGCGGAAACGCUGCUGACGAAUCCAUCGCUUCUGCUUCUGGAUGAGCCGACCAGCGGUCUCGAUUCAACAACUGCGCUGGCAGUAGUGCGGCUGCUAAAGGAUCUAGCGAUCACUGAAGGGCGCACCGUCAUCGCGACAAUCCACCAGCCGAGCUCCAUCAUGUGGGCUGAAUUCGACAAGGUUCUGCUUCUCGCGGAAGGCAGUGUGGUCUACUUUGGACAAGCCAGAGAUGCGACGGAUUAUUUUGAGAAGCAAGGUUUCCGUCUGCCCUACGGGUACAACCCGGCGGAUUACCUGCUGGACUUGCUCGUGAGCGGCGUGCACAGUGGAGGUCGGAUGACCGAGGAGCGGUGGACCACAGUUCCGGAUCAGGUUCGGUGGGAGACUCGACGCCUUUUCGGUGGUCUCGAUCAGUUCGAAGACCCGUCCAUGUAUCCAGUAGAGAACGACUAUAACUUAACUGCAUCGAUGGUGCUCCGAGCGGCUUGGCGGCUGCACGAGGAGGAAAUGCUUGCACGCGAACGGAAACUGUACGAGGAAAGAAUUCGCGAGCAUUCCACAAUCGCUCGAGCUGCAGAUGCCUCCAAACGAGAAAUGGAACGCGCAGCAAACGACGUUGAGCGGACGCGACCAACAGAGUCGCUGCGCAAUGUGCUGCACAGAAUCCGCUCGCACCUUCCAACAGGUCCGGAUCGUCAAACAGCGCGCACCAACGACGACGACGAGAACAACCACGUCGUAAUCAAGCUAGAUUCAGCUAUCAAUGAGUUCGAUGAAGACGAUACCGCGGAACUGGAAGAGAUCGAACGACACAAGUAUCCAGUUUCAUGGCUGCAGCAGUUCCGCGCACUAGCUAUCCGCGCUAUGCAUCAGCGAAAGGGUGUCUUGUUUACGUUCCCAACGCUUAUCCAGUGCGUCAUUAUAUCGGUGCUAGUGAUGCUAAUCUGGAUCAAUUCACCGAACAACGCGAAUGGCAUUCAUCAGCGUUUCGGUCUGGCGUUCUUUUCGGGAAUAUUCUGGGCGUUCUUCGCGCUCUUCAACAGCAUCACCUCGUUCCCGUCAGAGCGGGCGGUGCUCGCCAAAGACCGAUCCUCCGGUAGCUACAUGCUGUCCGCGUAUUUUCUCGCCAAGACAUCCGUGGAGAGCCCACUCGAGCUCAUCUACCCAUACCUAUACAUACUCAUUGUUUAUUUCGCCACGGAUCUGCAACGAACGGCCCGAGCGUUCUUCCUUUUCGUGAUCCUGCUCUCGCUCUUGACGCUCGUUGCGCAGUCCAUGGGCUACUGGAUCAGCAGCAUGGUGAUGGAGUUCAAACAAGCUCAGGUUAUCGCGUCCAUCUGGAUGCUGGCUUCGAUGCUGGUCGCUGGUUUCUAUAUCAGCGAAUCGCAGAUUCCGGUGUGGAUCCGAUGGAUUCGUUAUGUGUCCUUUGUAUACUACGGUUACGUGGGUCUUGUGAUGAAUGAAUUCCAGGGCUCGACGUACGCAUGUGUUAGCGACAGCUCCACGGCCAAGUCGUACCCGUCAUGCGCGCAAUCGCCGCCGCAACCCAUCACCCCGCACGAGGUCUAUCAGGCAUACAGUGUGAACACAGUGUUCGGCAUCGGAGGGAGUAUCGGCAUGUUGAUCAUGUUUCUCGUCGUUUUGCGAUUUUUCGCGUAUUUGAGUUUGAAGUACAUUCAAGCUGUACGCAAGUGA